CCUGCCCAUUACCAAACAAAGCACGCUCAUUUAGCGUCCAUAGGCGACUCGUUCCCACCCACGAGCCGCCACUGGGAAGGAUUUCCCAAACACCCGGAAUAAAACAAUAACGUUCAAGCCGCAGUUUGUCUUCCUUUUUAACGCAAAGCCGAGAGGAAAGCGUCGAACGCUGUCUGUAGAUUUGUGACGAGUUAUGCGUGUGAUCAUCGUGGACAUUUAAUCGGUGUUAGUGCUCAUUGAGUUACGGAGUUCACGGAACCUGCCACCUAAAAGUAAAAAUGUGCCAGAGCAAGUGACACGAAAAUGUGCCUCGAACUGAUUUUCAUGAAUUCACCCAAAACCCUCCCUGUCCUGGUGGCCAUGCUCGUGGUCGUGCGAUCCCAGCUGUACGACAGCCCAUGUCCCAGGACCUUCCAGUACCAGAUGGACCAGAACGGGGAGCUUCAUGGGAAGAUCGGGGUCUAUCCCUUCGAUGAGAACAAAGUCGAGCUUUUGGUGCAACUAAGCGUCGGUAAUGAAGUACAGAACUUCAACGGCCGCAUCGAGCUCGGCACCCCCCGCAACCAAGUGGUCGACAACAUCCGCAACCGCAUGCCCAUCGAAUACCGCGUGUACUUCCCCCGCUGGCAAAACAUCCCGCCCAAAGUGACCAAAAUCACCGUGAACGGCCAAGACGUCUGCCUAGGCCCCCCACUAACAUACUGGUUUCCAGUUAACCGAUUCACCGGUGUGGUCACCACGGUAACCCUGAACCACCGCUUCGUCAAAGUGCAACCUCUGUCAAGCAACCCCUUCAACCCCGGCAACAACGUCAUAGGAAGCGGAAAUCCGUUCUUGGGAAACGGUCCCAACGGAGGCAAAAACUGGGAAAAUUCUUUCCCGGGAGGUGGAGGUGCGGAUGGGGGGAAAAGGUUCAAUAACCAGAAUCCGUUCCUCGGGGAUAACUCAGGGUUUAAUGGGGGUAGGGACUAUGAUGAUGAGGUCUUUAUCAUGCGGUUUACUACGUCAAGGCCGACCACGGUGAAGGCUACCACAGCGAAAGUUACCACGACUUCUGUGGCUGCUAACGAUUUAUUGUUUUCAAGCAACCCCUUCCUCAAUGGUAGAGGUUCGCCGCGCCCACCAAUAGUCACCACCCCCCCGCCCCCGAAACAAACCACCCGUCCCCCCGUUUCGAAACCCCAGCCGCCAUCAUCAAACAACCAGUGCGGAAUUCCAGUAGUCGCCAACUUGCUAGUAGUCAACGGAAAAUCCGUCCCACGUGGUGCUUUCCCAUGGUUAACCGCAAUGUUUGUCUCCACUGGAACGGGAGUAGAGUACAAAUGCGCCGGAUCGCUAGUGUCCACCCGUCACGUGAUAACCGCCGCGCACUGCGUCCAGAAAAGCCGCCGAAGGAUCCCCGCAGACAAAUUCCUCUUCAUCUUGGGCAAACUCAACAUCGAGACUCUCCUGAUAGGCAACGGGGAGAAGAUGGUCGGAGCUGAUGAUAUUAAAGUUCAUCCGGACUACGUUCCUCUGGAGUCUGAUGCUGAUAUUGCUGUGGUGAUUUUGUCGCAAGUGAUCGAGUUCAGUAAUUAUAUCAGGCCGAUUUGUCUUUGGGCUGGGUCUGAUGAUAUUGAUACUGUUGUGGGGGAAAAGGGGAAAGUGGUAGGGUGGGGGCGGGACGAAAAUAAUAAUUCGAUGACUGCCGAGCCGAGACAGACUACCAUGCCCAUUGUCAGUCAGGAGGAGUGUUUGAGGUCUGGGGAGGUGUUCAAGUAUAUUACUUCACAGAGGACGUUUUGUGCUGGCUACCGCAACGAGUCCGGCCCUUGCAACGGCGACAGCGGCAGCGGCUUCAUAAUGAAGUCCAACGAGAAAUGGUUCCUCAAAGGCAUCGUUUCGACCUCGAAGUACGACUCCGUCAAGCAAUCUUGUGAUUUAACCAACUACGUAGUUUUUACCGACAUAAGCAAGUUCAGGACGUGGCUGUUAUCCAUCAUUGUUAUUUAAUAAACAUAUUAUUUAUUUUCA
This is a messenger RNA of Zophobas morio, 2013 nucleotides long. Its product is annotated as proclotting enzyme-like. NCBI's taxonomy places the organism in Eukaryota, Metazoa, Arthropoda, Insecta, Coleoptera, Tenebrionidae. Gene Ontology annotation, molecular function: serine-type endopeptidase activity. The coding region runs from base 304 to 1992 and encodes 562 amino acids. Gene Ontology annotation, biological process: proteolysis. The record is from RefSeq and is a predicted model, not a curated record. The transcript has 7 exons.